Messenger RNA from Dendrobium catenatum, 3132 nucleotides. RefSeq names its product subtilisin-like protease SBT5.3. NCBI's taxonomy places the organism in Eukaryota, Viridiplantae, Streptophyta, Magnoliopsida, Asparagales, Orchidaceae. Gene Ontology annotation, molecular function: serine-type endopeptidase activity. The coding region runs from base 1 to 2724 and encodes 907 amino acids. Gene Ontology annotation, biological process: proteolysis. The transcript is spliced from 13 exons. The record is from RefSeq and is a predicted model, not a curated record.
AUGGUGAAGGUGAAGCCAACAAAGCUCACAUUUAACGAUGUUGGCGAGGAAAAAACUUCUAAACUUAGCUUGGCGCCAAUAGAUGUUAAUGUUGCAAAAGAUUAUGUUUUUGGCUUGCUUCGGUGGUCUGAUGUAUCAUCUCAUGGAGAAAUUAUUAUGUGUGAAGUUCGGACGCGUCCGGAGGCCAAUCUGGACGCUCCAUGUCACCCAAUGAACUAUUUAUUGGGUGAUGUGGUGCAUUCAGAUUGGCCUAAAGACACGUCCGGACACCGCACGUCUCGAAUCCCAGAAAGUGCGAGAGAGGAAAUGGAGAUCAAGAUGAUGAGAGCUCCUUCUGCUUUACUCACUUUCCUCAUCUCUGCUUGCCUGCUCUUGCCUGUCUUUGCGAGCAACAAGGUUUACAUUGUGUAUCUUGGUGGUCAUUAUCAUGGAAAAGAUGCAACAACAGAAGAUUUCAACCGAGCAACUAAUUUCCAUAAGGAGUUCUUGGGAUAUUUCUUUGAAAGCAAGGAGAAGGCUCAACAAGCUAUCGUCCACUCUUUUACCAAACACAUCAAUGGUUUUGCUGCAUAUCUUGAUGAGGAACAGGCUUCGCAGAUCUCAAUUUUCUUUUCUCCUCUCUGUCUCUCUGAUAUAACUUCAAUUUUCAAUUGCUCGCUGCCCAUAGAACACCCAGAUGUGAUAUCCGUGUUCCCAAACCAGCUCAACCAACUACAUACAACAAGAACUUGGGAUUUUGUUGGGCUGGAGAGAAAUGGAAUUGUUCCUCCAUAUUCUAUCUGGACAAAGGCAAAUUAUGGAAAAGAUGUAAUAAUUGCUCAUCUUGACACAGGUGUGUGGCCUGAAUCUGCAAGUUUUUCUAACGAUGGAAUGGGAGAAAUCCCAGGUAAAUGGAAAGGAUCCUGCCAUAAAUCUGGGGUUGUCUGCAACAGAAAACUGAUAGGUGCAAAAUACUUUGACAAGGGCUAUAAAGCAAUGGUAGGCAUACCGUUCAAUGUCAGUAUUGGCACAACAAGGGACACUCAUGGCCAUGGAACACACACCCUCUCCACCGCAGGCGGUAAUUUUGUGCCCAAUGCUAGCUUGUUUGGCUUUGCCAGCGGCACGGCCAAGGGUGGCUCACCUGCAGCUCAUGUGGCUUCCUAUAAAGUUUGCUGGGAGUUUGGUUGCACCGCUUCCGACAUCCUUGCCGGCUUUGAUGAGGCCAUCCACGAUGGCGUCGACGUGCUCUCAGUUUCAGUUGGUGGUCAUUCCUUAGACUACUUCAAUGAUUCAAUUGCUAUAGGGUCUUUCCAUGCCAUGCUAAAUGGCAUUGCUGUGGUUUGUUCUGCUGGGAAUGAUGGUCCUGAUAAGGCCUCAGUGCUAAAUUCUGCACCAUGGGUGACAACGGUGGCAGCCAGCUCACUUGACAGAGAUUUCACCAACUUUGUCACUCUUAGCAAUAAGAGACAGAUUUUUGUUAGUUCUUGCACACAUAAAGGAAAGAGCAAGACUGGUUGGGGUCUGCCAUCAAAAAAGCUUUACCCUUUGAUCUACUCAUUUGACGCCAAGGCUGACAAUGUCUCUAGAAAUGACGCACUUUUUCUGAUUUCAAAAUAUAAUUACAGACGGUUGUGUCGCCUGGGUUCUCUCGAUCCUUUGAAGGCGAAAGGAAAGAUAGUCAUUUGUCUUGGAGGAGGCAUUAACAGGAUAGUAAAAAGCAUACUUGUUCACAAUGCGGGAGGGGUGGGUAUGAUUCAUGCCAUUGAUGAUGAUAUGGAUGAUGGUUACGUUGCUUCUCAUAUAAUUCCAGCUACAAUGAUCAGUCAUAAGAUCGGCCUUCGUCUCAAGUUUUUUGUAAAGACCAACAAAUUUCUUCGAGGAACAAUUUCAGCAGGAAAAACUGUAAUAGGAGUUAAACCAGCGCCUAUGGUGGCGGCAUUCUCAUCUCGUGGACCCAAUCAUUUAACUCCCCAAGUUUUGAAGCCAGAUAUCACUGCGCCAGGAAUUGAUGUCCUAGCAUCCAACACUGAAGCUGUACCCGUCUCUGAACCAAUGUACGACUCCAGGCGAUGGCCAUUUAAGCUCUUGUCUGGAACAUCAAUGUCAUGCCCUCAUGUAGCUGGCAUCAUAGGACUCCUUAGAAAAAUUUACCCUCAUUGGAGCUCAGCUGCAAUUAGAUCAGCCAUCAUGACAACAGCGAGAACCAGGGACAACAUUGGAAAGCCAAUGAAAGUUCAAGGCACACUAAGAAAAGCCACACCAUUUGCCUAUGGAAGUGGACACAUACAACCAAACGAUGCCAUGGAUCCAGGACUUGUCUAUGAUUUGGGUAUAGAUGAUUAUAUGAACUUUUUAUGUGCCUUAGGAUUUAACUCGACGCAAAGUUUGAAGUUAUUGGGGAAGCCUUACAAAUGUUCAAUAAAGAAGAGAGUGAUGGAGAAUUUGAAUUACCCCUCCUUUGCGAUUCCUAGCCUCAACAAGACAAUGACCGUGACCCGCACUGUGAAGAACGUUGGUUCACCCGGAACUUACACUGCAAGGAUCAAAGCUCCUAAAGGUAUAUUGGUUUCAGUGGAGCCUCAAGUCUUGCAAUUCAAGGAAAUUGGGGAGGAGAAGGAGUUUAAGGUAUACUUCGAGUCUACUGAAGAAAGGAUAAGAAAAGGAUAUUCAUUUGGCGUACUCAUCUGGUCAGAUGGGAAGCACUAUGUCAGAAGUCCCAUAGCUGUGAAAGCAAACUCAUGAGCAUUGCAUGGGGUUUACAGAUUCAUUUGGCAUCCAAAUAGUUUUUUAUUAUCAAAGUUUAUAUUGUAAGUUUGGUAGCAUUUGUUCAAGAAAUAAAUUGUACCACUUGUGUAUGGUAGGCUUCAUUGCAUUGGAUUGAAAGCUUGUUUGUCAUUGUAUUCAAUUAUCAUGUUUCUAGACUUUAACUUCUUGCUUGAGAUAGUGGUGGAAGCUUUAUUUCUUUAUUUAGAUUAUCAUUCUUUCUUCUUCAAAAAUUUCACUGCAGUUUGUUCACAUUCAACCUGGAACUUUAUCAUAUGCUUUCUCACAUUUAGAGAAGCAUAUGAUAAAGUUCAAAGAGAAGUGAUAUGGAGAGUUCUUGAAAAGAAAAGAGUUAAUAACGAUUAUAUUCAAAUCAUUAAAGAUAUG